AUGCCACCCUCCUGGAGGACUGGCCUUGUCAAUGCCUUCCCUAUUCCCGAAGACCGCUUGAAGUCGAAAAAGGGCUUUAGAAGGGGACAUGUCGGGGAUCUUUCUUCUAUUCCAGUAGAGCCAGAUGUACCGGCUCUCCCGGGUGGGCCGUUCAAGUUCUUCGAACUCCCGGGCGAGAUUCGUAACAAGAUUUACAGCCUAAUUUUGUUCGGCGCGCCGGGCUACAGAGGAAUUGACGGCCGGAAGAAGAGCCGUACUUCAAUCCUUGCAGUCAACAGAAGGAUGCACCAGGAGACGUCAUACAUUCUGUACAGCUCUCUGAGUUUCAGAAUCUUCCCAUUGCAGGAUUUUACGCCUGCGCCCAUCAUCCAAGAACUGCGCCCAAUGUACAGGGCGAUGGUGACAAAAUUGGAAAUGGUGGUGGGCUCAAGCUGGACCAGUCCGCCCAAGACGUGGCGAGUUAGCAAACUCCUGGCAAGACGAUUGGGAAAGUUGUCUGCUGUGCAGAGCCUGAGAUUGUUUGUGCAAUGCGACCCGAGUACGCCAACGUACGAAAAGUACAGAGUCUCGCUCAACUUCUACACCGACUUCUGCGGCGACCUGCUUCGCGAUGUCCUGGCAGUAAUGCCCCAUUUGGAGUACAUUGAAAUCGAUGGGAAUCCAGGCGUUGACACCCAAGGUCCGUUAGUAUCUCGACUAGUGACCGAGGCUGAUUCCAAAGGCAAGACUUGGACUUUAGGGCCAACAAAGCCCUUUGCGACCCCAGAAGGAAUCAAAGUUCUUUUUUGGGUUUGA
Exophiala spinifera is the source of this 795-nucleotide messenger RNA. RefSeq lists its product as uncharacterized. The record is from RefSeq and is a predicted model, not a curated record. Lineage: Eukaryota; Fungi; Ascomycota; Eurotiomycetes; Chaetothyriales; Herpotrichiellaceae. The coding region runs from base 1 to 795 and encodes 264 amino acids. The transcript has a single exon.